This is a messenger RNA of Orbilia oligospora ATCC 24927, 4428 nucleotides long. RefSeq lists its product as uncharacterized. The transcript has 5 exons. Bases 1 to 4428 code for a protein of 1475 amino acids. Lineage: Eukaryota; Fungi; Ascomycota; Orbiliomycetes; Orbiliales; Orbiliaceae. Gene Ontology annotation, molecular function: nucleic acid binding; RNA-directed RNA polymerase activity. Gene Ontology annotation, biological process: siRNA processing. Gene Ontology annotation, cellular component: nuclear RNA-directed RNA polymerase complex. The record is from RefSeq and is a predicted model, not a curated record.
AUGGCGCCGCCCCCUCCUUAUUUUUCUUCCUCUUCUUCUUCCCCUCCAACUCCCCCCACUUCUUUUUCUUCCCUUUUUAGCUCCCCUCCUAUAGAUGAAGCUAGCUUUCCACCUUCUCAAAUCCCAUCUUUAUCUCCAUCACCCGCCCCUUCCAUCUGCACUACUGCUUCAACCUCUUCAACCUCUUCGUUUUCUUCUUCGUCUUCGUCUUCAUCCUCCAUCCAUUCGUAUUCACGACGUCCACAAGAAAGACCACCUGCUGCCGGUAGAUUCAAGGUAAUACGCAGAGCUCGGCUAAAGGGUGCACGCCCUUCCAAUCCCAACUUGGAACAGCCAGACACUCGCCUGUCCGAAAACAUGCCUAGUGUGGUCUUUCAGGAACGAGAAUCCGAGCUUGGAGAUUCUCCCUACCAAGCUCUAGAUAAGAGCAUUUCCGACGCUCCAGGACAUCCAAGUAUCCCGUUAACCAGUCCAGCUGAUGAAGAUGAUGAAUCAUAUCUACUAUUCGCCGAAAGGAGAACCAAACCGGAUCAAAAGCUCAAAAUAUAUGAUCUUCCGUCCAAUAUUACCACACUUGAACUCUAUUCUUGCUUCUCCCGCUAUGGGAACAUCGAAGAUGUGGAAAUUUGGGAAGACGAUAAACAGAAAGGUAGAAGAGGGCCUAAGUGGUUUGACGAGCCUCCUCUUAAGGGUGCAACCAUCAGAUUUCGUCCCCCUCCUAAAGGGAGUCUUCCUACUGGAAGGUCCGAAAUAACAAUAAAAGGAGGAGAACCACAUCUUGUGAGGCUUCACUUAGAACAUCCUCGGGACACCCUAACAAUCGAAAGCCCCGUCAACAGAGCUCUUCGGUUCCCUGAAUCAUUUGAACUCCCUGUCCAAAGGUUGGACUUCGGCUUCAUGAUCCAGGAAACGACCAUGAUGUCAAUGUAUGCUGUAGAAGCAUCUGAAAGGGGAGUUUGGAGAAAGCCGCUUGAUAUCCUCUUCCAAGUCGACCUCUCAAGAAAACAGCUCGACAUUCGGUUUGGUUUGAGAUUCGAUGCUUCCGGUGGAGGCAAAAAACGCCAACCGAAAUACCGAAUGAGAAUUCCAUUCGUCGCAUUGCAGAGUCUAUAUGAAGCUACGCCCGACAACCAAAAUGGGGGUUCUCGUUCAAUUCUGAUCCCAUUACAGUACCCUCCCCACGUUUGGCGACAACUAUUCGACUUUAGCCUCUCGCACAAGACCGACAACCCUCACUGGUCAGAAUGGAAUACCUGGUUUCGUCAAACGGAUAUUGUCGAAAACAGCGAGGAAUUCAGAAUGGAGCCUUUGGCCAUACGCAAAAAGAAACCCACUAUUGACAUCGGACGUUGGACAACAUACAGAUUGACAUUUGGACAAGGGAGUUCCCUAGCCGAUGACUUCAAUCAUAUGAUCCGGGCGCUCAAGGACUUCAACAUCCCCAUGAAGCAUAUGUCAGAUUUUAAACUGAGCGAGGAUAAAAAUCUGCCAGUUUGGGAUGUAAUUGAUCGUCCUACGCCCCUCUCGGAGGGAAGCUAUCUUGGGCACAUGUUGGACGAUUACAACUGGGCAUCUCUUACAUACCCUUUGCGAUACCAGCUGGAAGCAUGCAUUUCUCAAGGUUGCGUUUCGGAAUACAACGUUUCGAAGGAGUUCAUCGACGAGCUUAUUGCAAUUGAGGAGCGUGAGCCGAACCUGGCGGUUAGAAUACUCGAAACCGUCGUUGAUUCUGGUAAACGUUAUUACGACCCAAUGGAGAUUUUGGAUAUAAAGCCGGAGAGGAGAUCCACAGCCCAGAUUCCGAAGUAUUGUGUUGAAACAAGGAAGGCUACUAUCACCCCAACCAUGAUUUACUACGCGAACCCCGUCGUCGAAACCUCCUACAGGGUAAUACGACACUUUUUCAACCACAAAGAUCGAUUUCUCAGGGUCCAGUUCACAGAUGAAAAACUUCACGGCAAGAUAUCCGCUACCGAGCUCGAUACCUCGCACGAACUUUUUACUCGCGUUUCGAAGGCAUUGAAUAAUGGCAUCAAGAUUGGCGAUCGCCACUUCCAGUUCCUUGCCUUUGGAAAUUCACAACUACGCCAACAUGGCGCCUACUUCUUUGCUGAUGGUCCUGAUUUGACAUGUGAUGAUAUCAGGAAAUGGAUGGGGAAAUUUGAGAAGAUCAAGGUGGUUGCAAAGUUCUCAGCUCGUUAUGGACAGUGUUUCUCAACUACUCGUGCGAUGAAUGGCUUCAAGGUUAAGGACAUCACAAUCCCCGAUGUAGAGAGGAAUGGAUUCUGUUUUACAGAUGGCUGCGGAACGAUUUCCUCGUCAGCCGCACAGCUAAUUGCCGCCGAAUAUCGGAUCCCUCGAGAAUCACCAUUACCUUGUGCUUUUCAAUUUCGACUUGGCGGUUGCAAAGGGGUCCUUGUAGUAGACCCCAAUAUCAAGAAGGUCGAGACGGGUGAAGCCGGAUUUCAGGUUUGUAUCAGACCAAGUCAACGUAAAUUCGACGCGGACCACAAUUCCCUUGAGAUUAUCAGAUAUUCAGAUUUUUCAGUUGCUACAUUGAAUCGGCAGCUCAUCCAAGUUCUUUCAGACCUGGGAUUGGAAGACACGGUAUUCCUCGACAAACUCCACAGCCAGUUGAGAGAUCUCAACCUUGCAAUGGAAGAUAAGGAGGCGGCUCGCAAAAUAUUAAUGAAAAACGUUGACGCCAACGGAGGAACCAUCCAGAUCGCCGGAUUACUUAGUGAUGGAUUUAUGACUUCACAAGAGCCCUUCGUUCAAUGCCUCCUCCACCUCUGGAGGGCAUGGUCCAUCAAGAUGUUAAAAGAAAAAGCCCGCAUCACUAUUGAGAAUGGUUGUUUCUUAUUAGGGGUGGUUGAUGAGACAGGAAUUUUGAAAGGGCAUUUCGACAAAGAACAUGAGGAACUAAAAAAGUCACGGGCCAAUGGAGAAGCAUUGCGAUGUGAUCUACUUCCUGAAAUAUUCGUACAAAUUCCGGACUAUGAAAACAAGGGCCACUAUAAAAUCAUCCAGGGGCCUUGUCUCCUCGCCAGAAAUCCAUCACUACACCCUGGAGAUCUUCGAGUUGUCAACGCUGUUGACUGCCCAGACCUUAGGCAUCUUAGAAACGUGGUUGUGUUUCCACAAACCGGCGAUAAGCCAAUUGCAAACAUGUGCUCCGGUGGCGACCUUGACGGUGACGACUACAUCGUUAUUUGGGAUGGGACUUUUAUUCCUCCCAAAGUGAAUGAAUCGCCUAUGGACUACACGCCUCCAAAGCCUGUGGAAGCGAAAAGUGGAAAUGUCACACUCGAAGAUAUCAGAAAGUUUUUUGUAAGGUAUAUGAAAAACGACACUCUAGGAACCAUUGCGAAUGCUCACCUAGCAACCGCCGAUCGAUUGCCAGCCGGAGUCUUUUCGCAAGAAUGCGUAGAGUUGGCGGGGUUGCAUUCCCUUGCGGUGGAUUUUCCAAAGACUGGGGUUGAUGCGAAAAUGCGAAAGGAGCUACGAAUCAGGGACUGGCCCCAUUUCUUCGAAAAGCACAUAGGGACGAAGAAAAGGUUUUAUGUUUCCUCAGAGAUCCUCGGGCAACUUUACGAUGCUGUCGAGAAGGUCGCAUUUCGUCCGGAAGAAUGUGCUAAGGACCUCAAAUUUGAUGGUCGUAUCCUUACGGCGUUCAACGACAUCAAUGAAAAACACCUCAAUAUGGCCCGAGACCUGAAGGCCAAAUAUGACGCAGCGAUCCGAAGACUCAUGGCACAGAAUGAUAUUAAGACUGAAUUUGAGAUCUGGUCGACCUUUGCCCUUAGCCAUGCAUUAAUAGGGAGUGAUUACAAGUUUCAUGAGGAUAUGAAAGAGAUGCGAGACGGGCUGAUGGACCGCUUUGAUCAGGAAAUAAGGGUGGAAAUUCGAACUGAGGACGAAUAUACGUUGGGCCGCUUCGUGGCCGCUAUUUAUCAAAUCACCAACGAAGAAUAUACUCGGGCGGUGGAGAAUGGAGAGCCAAUGCCUCUAAUAUCUUUUCCGUGGGUUCAUGACGAGCUCCUGGGGAAGAUCGCAAUGAGUCAAGGCGUCUUCAUAAGGGAUCCAGACACAGGCUUUUGUAAAGAGCCAAGACCUGAACAUGCUUUACCGUACAGAAGGAGGUUCUGGGGAGGGCCUCAGGGUUCUGGGAAGCCAAAAGCCAAUGGGGGGGAGAAACGAAAGGGUACCAAUCGGGUAAUAGUGAAAGAUAAAAGGGAUAACAACGAAGGGAAGGCUAAGGAGGAACAAAAAAAUGAGAUAGAGGAUACGGAAGGGAAUUCUUGGGGAGCAGGGCUUCCUCCUAUGGUUACUUUCGAUAAAUUGUCGUUGGAAGAUAUGUUGGCCAAGAAGCCAGCUCCUCAGCUCCCUGAAUCUGGUUCCAAUUUCGAAAGAGAUGAGGAUGACUAG